Molecule: messenger RNA, 3004 nt
Organism: Drosophila subobscura
Lineage: Eukaryota; Metazoa; Arthropoda; Insecta; Diptera; Drosophilidae
Source: RefSeq, a predicted model, not a curated record
AUUUGGAUGUGUUUGGCUGCUGAUUGCUCGGGAGGGGUGGUUUAUAUGGCCGGCAACAAGUUGGAUUUGUUCUAAAAAUGAACACACGAAAUAUCUUCGUCUUUGGCGUUAAAUACAGACAACGACAUCGGUGUCGAGCACCAACAACGCAUCUUCGUCCGAAGAGAUCUGAGAAGAGCAGAGCAGAGCAGAGCAGAGGAAUUUGAUUUUCAUUUGAUUUUCCUUCGGUCUCCCCGUCGUUCGCGAUAUUUUCCUCUAUUGUGUGUGGGGCGUGCUUGCCUUUCCGUGCCGUGCUCUCCUCCACGAUCCAUCUAAGGAGCAUAUUCUGAAAAAAACGAUGAUUUUCUUGACUUGAUUUUCCCGCAAGUAGUUGCGUUUUGGAUGUCACCACGAUGUACACGCGCACAGUGGCGAUGCUGCUCGACCGACUGCCCGUGGGAGAGUGAAGUAAACCAUAGACUGAGACUUCGACUGGAACUGAGACAAGGAUUACCAGCCAUUGGAUAGAUCUAUAGACUGAGACUGACACUAUAGGCAAAUAACAAUAAACAAUAACAAAAACUCCAACAGCAAGGAUCAGGAUGCAGCAACUAACGAGGGUCUGCGAACUGAACGACAACAGCAUCCAUAACAAGGUGAAGACAACAGCCACUCCCCCAGCAAUCAGCAAUCUGGAGCCGCUGCUGCCCAUCAAGCUGGAGCAUGACCAUGAUCUGGAGUCAUGGCUGCCCCCAACAGACCGUGGGCACCAGCGCCUUGAUCUGAACACCACCCGAUUGCUGUUGCAAGGAUCCGACGAUCCCUUGAUUUCGCACGGCGCCUCCAACGAUGCCCACGACGAGGACCAUCCCUUCAAGACACUGCUGGCCCGCAAGACCGCCAGCCAGGAGCAGCAACAGCGGCAGCAGCAGCACAACGCCACUUGCAGCCCGCUCACCAAGCAACAGCUAAAGGCCAACCUGUUGAUGGGGAAUCGGAAGACACACUGGCCACAACCCGCACCUCAGCUGCCAGCUCCGGAAGAGCCACCAACUCUACUUACACAAAAGACACCGCGACCUGCUACCAGCCAGAGCAGGUCCAAGAAGCGGACAAACUCCGCGGGGGCCAUGAAACUUCGCUUCCAUCACCAGGCGCUGCCUGCGGAGUAUGCGGCCCACUACGAGGCGACCCAGGGUCGACAGCCGCCCAGACCCGUGCUACAUCCACCGCCACAGCCUCCUCCUAGCCAGGCCCACGAAAAUGUGCGAAGCUGGCUGAGGAAGAUAGCCGAGAUACAGCGCAGUGCGGAGCGGCAGCAACAGCAACAGAAGCAGGCAUCCACCAGGAAGGACUCUCCUGUUAUGCGCCCUACGCCCCCCGCCGGAGUGCCACCACCUGCAAAGGCGCCAGAGGUGGCCGCACCCUCAAAGCGGGGUGCACUGAAGUACGCAGAUCUGCCCUACAUGGGGGAGCUCACGCUCGACAACUACAAGCCGCGACGCGGACGAAAACCGAAGAAGGCCGACAUCUGCCAUCUGAUUUACAAAAACUACGGCACCAUCGUGCCAACCACAAGCGCCGUGCGCCUUCCUGUGAGUGCUCCUCUGCCGGACACUACCGUUCAUAGGGCCACGCCAACGACACUGAGGCCAGAGGAGCCACUGAAUCUCUGCCUACGGGAUCAGAGCAGUGAUCGUUACUCCAUCUCCAGUGGGGACAGCGACAAGCCCACGCCGACGCCGACGCUGACGACAACGACAGCCACCACAGACUGCGGAAGCUCCUCCCAUCGAACGACGCCUCUGAGCGCUGUCAAGCCCUUGACCUUGGAGCUUGUCGGAGGUCACGAUCAGCCUCUCGUCGCCUCCAAGCUACUGUUGCAACCUGUGGGGCUGUACUACCAGCAGCUGAUGGAGUCCUGCAGCUUGGGCUGCUUGCCCGUGCCCGUGGAGACCAUCGAGAAAGACAACCAGCUCUCGCUGAAAAUACCCAUACCGAGUGGGUUUUUUUCGAACGAGGCCAUGCCCCUGCCCCUGGCUCUGCGGAAGAGGAAACGCUCUGCUAUCUUUAUCCCGCCACUGCCUGCCGAGCACUCGUCGAGCCCCUCCACGGAGGUGAGCAUCUGUAAGUUCAAGUUCACGGGGGCCAAGCCAACUCUCCAGGAGAAGAAGAUGCUGUCGGUAGACGCCGAGGGAAACUAUCGCUACUACAACGGCACUGGCGACAAGACAAUGCGGGGCUAUGAGUUCAUUUCCCGGGAACAACAUCAGCAGCAGCAGCAGGGCCAGGCCCCAGGACAAGAUAAACUCUAUGUGGACAUACCACCACCAUCAACGGAUCUCAGUCUCGAGCUGCUCCAAAUACCGCCCGUGUCGCCCACCUCUUCGCUGCUCCUCUCCAGCGCGAAUAGCAUCGUGCCAGCGAUUGCACCACACAGUCCUGCCUCCAGUACUCAGAGUCCCAUGCCCCCCGCCGUGUUACCGAGCCUGCCGCCCUUUAAACCCUCGACUGGGAGCGAAAGGAAGCGUCGGAGCUCGCGACGGUCCAAGCAGCGAGAGAAGUUGGAAAAGACAUUCAAGGAGAAGGGCUUUCUCAUCCAGACACAGCAGCUACAGUCUGCCGAGGGUGCCACCUACUGCAAGUUCAGGCAGCUAAAGAAGUUCACACGCUACCUAUUCCGAAACUGGAAGGAUCACAUACCAGAGAGUGAUCUGGUCAAGGACCAGAGCGGCGUCAGGGAAGACGACAGUGUCAUAGACAACCUGCUGGGACUGGAGAGUCUGGCCAGCCCGGCCACAUGAAGCUGUCAAAAGUUUUCUGAACCACACAAAGCACUGCCAAAGAUUUUUAGGAUUAAGACAAGACGCUUGCCGUUUAUUCCGUCCAUGCAGGCUGCUCCAGAAGAUGGGCAUCCAUGAUCUAUGAUCAUUGAUCCAACAGCACCGCCUCCUAGUCGCUCAUCAGUUUUUCUUAGUGCCUAACGAUGUGUUAUUGUUAACAAAUAAAGUCAAUGUUUAACCCU